Messenger RNA from Ipomoea triloba (trilobed morning glory), 3393 nucleotides. Its product is annotated as receptor kinase-like protein Xa21. The transcript is spliced from 3 exons. Gene Ontology annotation, biological process: protein phosphorylation. The coding region runs from base 1328 to 3112 and encodes 594 amino acids. Gene Ontology annotation, molecular function: protein kinase activity; ATP binding; protein binding. The record is from RefSeq and is a predicted model, not a curated record. Lineage: Eukaryota; Viridiplantae; Streptophyta; Magnoliopsida; Solanales; Convolvulaceae.
UUGAAAUAAAGGAAAGGGAAAGGAAAACCAUUUUUUCCUUGAUUUUUCAUUCCACUUUUCUGUUAGCUUGCUCCUCAAACUCUUGAGAUUAAUAAGAUUUUUUACUCUUCCUAUCAUCAGGAGGCGAUUAAGGUACACAGAUUAGAUAGGUGAAACAUUUUGUUAUUCAUUCGAAUUCGAGAUUAUAUCUUCAGCAGAUAGACAUGGCAAACAACAGAUCAGACUGCACUUUCUGCUCAUCAUCAUCAUCAUCGGAUUGCUGCAAUCCAUUACGAUUAAUAUCGCUGAGACAACCUUAAACAGGGCUAGUAGUCUGACAGACAAGGCUGCACUUGUAACGUUCAAGUCGCGGUUGUUGUUGGAUCCCGGCAGGGUCUUGGCAAAGAAUUGGUCGGAAAAUAGCUCUCACUGCAGUUGGGUCGGCGUUUCCUGCGGCCGCCGGCAUGAUAGAGUGACAGCCUUGGUUCUCCCUAGUAUGGGUCUCAGAGGAACCAUUGCUGGAGAAAUAGGAAACCUGUCUUUCCUGGUUUCCUUCGACAUUAGCGGCAAUAGCUUUUACGGACAUGUCCCCGAAGAACUCGGCCGGUUGAGGCGGCUGAGGAGUUUGUUUAUGGGGGCCAAUCAACUCUCCGGGAACUAACAUUCCGGCAGCUUUUGGGUUGUUGACUAAUCUUCGAGUUCUCAACAUGUCAAAAAACCUUCUCAGUGGAAAUGUGCCGAGAGAAAUAGGAAACUUAUCAGCCCUGCAACAGUUAGCUCUGGGGUGGAAUAAUCUUACAGGGAAUAUAUGGAGUGAAUUUGGGAACUUAUCAUCACUACAAAAAUUAUCACUUCCUUGGAAUAACUUUAUUGGUACUAUACCAGCUUCAAUUGCCAAUUUGUCAAACUUGGAGAUGUUUGACAUUGGGCAUAACAAUAUCAAUGGAGACAUUCCUUCUGAACUUGGGCAUUUGCGAACUCUGAAAGAAAUUUAUCUUAGUUUCAAUAGUUUUGAUGGUGAAUUUCCAAGAUCACUAUUGAACAUAUCAGGCUUGCAGAAGAUUGCCUUGUAGGCAACAACUUUUCUAGCAAUCUUCCACCAAACUUGGCUUUCAAGCUUCCCAAUAUUGAAGGCCUUUAUCUGGCUAGCAACAGCUUCAGUGGAAACAUCCCUCCUUCUAUCUCAAAUGCCUCUAAACUUGCAUAUUUGGAUCUUGGAAGAAAUUUCUUGAGUGGACAUUUAACUGCAACUUUGGGAAAUUUAGAUCAGCUUUUGUUCCUCAGUCUGCAAUUUAAUUGAUUGAGAAAUGAUCCAUCAAGCCCUGAGCUAAGCUUCCUUACUUCCUUGAUGAAAUUGAAGCAACUUCAGACUUUACAAAUAGGACACAAUCCAUUGAAUGGAACUUUCCCAAGAUCCUUCCCUAAUGGUAAUCUAUCCAUGUCUCAUAUGACAUUUCUUGCUGCUGGGAGUGGCAUUAGAGGCCAAAUUCCUAUUGAAAUUGGCAACUUGACCAAGCUAAUCUGGCUUGGCAUAGAUGAUAAUUAUUUGACUGGAAUGGUUCCAAGAACAUUGGGAAAUCUACAACAAAUGCAAAGGAUAAAUCUAGGAGGCAACAGGUUAGAUGGGACAAUCCCAGCCAACAUAUGCAAUUUGAAGGAUUUAUAUUUUCUGGCAUUGGACAAUAACAAGCUUUCAGGGAGGAUACCAAGCUGUUUGGGAAAUCUUUCUUCACUCACACAAUUAUAUCUAGAUUCCAAUCAAUUUUUUUCUAGUUUGCCACCAUCCUUAUGGUUGAAUAACAAAAUCCAAAUUCUAGAUUUGUCUUCAAAUCAUCUCAGUGGCGCUAUAUCUCCAGAUAUCGGUUUGUUGAGCAGCAUUACAGAAUUAUAUCUAUCAUCAAAUCAGUUCACUGGCGAGAUUCCAAGCACUUUAAGGCAGUUACAACAUUUAGUAAAUCUUUCAUUGUCAAUAAACAUGUUACAUGGUCAUAUACCUCAAUCAUUUGGCAGCUUAGUAGGCCUAGAAUACUUGGAUCUUUCACAGAAUAAUCUUUCUGGUGUGAUUCCCAUGUCCCUAGAGAAACUUCAGUAUCUUGUUUAUUUAAAUGUUUCUUUCAAUCAUCUUAUUGGGAAAAUACCUAAUGGAGGACCUUUCAGAAACUUCUCUACUCAAUCUUUUAUGGGUAAUGAUGCUUUAUGUGGGUUGCAGCUUGGAUCUUGCGAAAGUCCUGAAUAUGGGGAGUCAAGAAAAGUGAGGAGUUUGUUAAAGUAUGUUCUGCCAACACUUGCACUCAUACUACUACUAGCUAUUUUUGUGAUUGUGGCGCUAAGAUCGCGUAGUAGAAACACAAAGUUCCAAGAUGGAACUAGUCUAGAGCCUCCUCAUUUCAUGCGCAAGAGGAUCUCGUACCAUGAUAUGCUCAGGGCAACAGACAACUUUGAUGAAAGUAAUUUGAUUGGGAGUGGAAGCUAUGGUUCAGUGUACAUGGCGAAAUUUGCUGAUGGGGCGAUUGCUGCUGUGAAGGUGUUUAACCUGGAUUCACGGUGUGCAUUCAAGAGCUUUGAUUCAGAGUGCAAAGCAAUGCGUGACAUUCGCCACAGGAAUCUUGUUAAGGUCAUUGGCAUUUGCUCCAAUCAGGAUGUUAAAGCCUUGGUUCUUGAAUACAUGUCAAAUGGAAGCAUGGAAAGGUGGCUUCACAACUUCAACUAUUGCCUGGAUUUUGUUAAAAGACUAGAAAUCAUGUUAGAUGUGGCAUCUACAUUAGAGUAUCUGCAUCAUAAUUAUUUUCACCCUAUAGUGCACUGUGACUUGAAGCCUAGCAAUGUCCUUUUAGAUGAAGACAUGGUUGCACAUUUAGGUGACUUUGGCAUAGCCAAAAUAUUAACCCUACAGAAUCAGGCUGAACAAACAGAUACAUUAGGCACUAUUGGGUACAUGGCACCAGGUAAAAGUUAUAAUCUUUUCUUGCAAACUUUCAUGUAUGUUCAAUCACUUUUUUGCUGGAUUUAUGCAAAAAUUUCAGAGUAUGAAGCAGCUGGAAUAGUUUCUGCAAUGGGAGAUGUUUAUAGCUAUGGGAUUCUUUUGGCAGAAACUUUUACAAGAAAGAAACCCACAGAUGAAAUGUUCUCUUGAGAUCUAACAAUGGAAAGAUGGAUUUCUGAAUCAUUUCCUAUGAACAUUAUGCAGAGAGUGGAUGGCAAUUUGGUGGUGGAGGGUGAAGAGAAUUUUGUUGUGAAGCCAAUUUGCCUGAAAUCAAUCAUGGAUUUGGUUCUUCAAUGUACACAAGACUUGCCUGAGAAUAGAAUCAACAUGAAACAAGUAGUUGAUGCACUUAAGAAGAUCAUUUCCAAGUUUCACCAAAAUUAAGCACCAUGUAAAAUGCCCAUUAAUAGUCAAGUUUACUUCAUUAUAAA